Messenger RNA from Neurospora crassa OR74A, 1063 nucleotides. Its product is annotated as extracellular SCP domain-containing protein Pry1. The record is from RefSeq and is a predicted model, not a curated record. Bases 119 to 1063 code for a protein of 314 amino acids. NCBI's taxonomy places the organism in Eukaryota, Fungi, Ascomycota, Sordariomycetes, Sordariales, Sordariaceae. The transcript has a single exon. Gene Ontology annotation, cellular component: extracellular region.
AGACAACAUGGCGGAUUCAACGAGCCUGAUUCUCCUCUGUUUCUCGUCUUCAGCCAGUUGAAGCGCUGAUAUCCAUCUCCGACGACGAGAACGGAAACUGUGACAACCACCGAUCACAAUGCGCCUUCAUACCAUUACCAACCUAUCAACAACCCUCUUCACCAUCUUCACAAUCCUAACCUUCAAUCAUGUCCUCCCAGUCCAAGCAACCCCCCAACAGCAACCCUCAAAGGCCAGCAUCUUCCACGUCCGCCACGUCGACAACCUCAGUCUAAAUACCCACCACCCCAAACCCACACCUCCCGCCGAGCUCCUCCCCCUCCAACAACAUGCCAAAGAACCCAUCACCAUCUCAACCAUAACCAUAAUCAUCACCGCAACCGCAACCGUAGCAACCCCUUCCAACACCCCGGCUUCUUCCUCCGUCCCUUCUUCCUUCCUGAACCCUGCCCUCUUCACCUCCGCCCUCCUCAACUCCACCAACUUUUAUCGUGCUCAACACAACGCCUCGGCAGUCAUCUACAACGACACCCUCUCUUCUUUUGCUUCCCACUACCUCGACAAACUCGGUCUCCCUUUUUCUUCUUCUUCUUCUUCUUCUUCUUUGGUUUCUCAAUCGAAAUCGAAAUCGAAAUCGAAAUCUUUCAGUUCCACCACCACCACCACCAAAUGCGAACUAACCCACUCCCAAGGACCCUACGGCGAGAACCUCGCUCUAGGGUGUUCCGACGUCCAAUCGUGCGUGGAGAUGUGGGGAAACGAGCGAGCCAGAUAUGAUUUUGGAAGGGCAAAGUUUGGGGAGGAUACGGGGCAUUUUACCCAGUUGGUGUGGAAGGAUACGACUGAUGUAGGGUGCGCGGCGAGGUGGUGCCAGGGGUGGAAUGCGGGAAGGGGAGGAUGGUAUUUGGUUUGCGAGUAUUGGCCGAGGGGAAAUGUGGUGGGGGAGUUUGGGAGUAUGGUGCAGAGGAGGGUUGAAGGGAAUGGGGGUGGAAGUAGAGUGAGGGCUGAGUGGAGGGUGAUGGUGGGAGUGGUGGUGGUGGGAGGGUGGAUGGUUUUUGGAUGA